Colletotrichum truncatum is the source of this 456-nucleotide messenger RNA. RefSeq lists its product as uncharacterized. Lineage: Eukaryota; Fungi; Ascomycota; Sordariomycetes; Glomerellales; Glomerellaceae. The record is from RefSeq and is a predicted model, not a curated record.
AUGGACGAUGUCAAGAUCAUGGCAUCGGUUCUCACGUCCUCUUUCACCGGCACUCUCGACGUAGAACUGACGUACCUGCUCGGCGCCAUCACCGACCGCGGCCGCAAGGUCACCGCCAUCUUCGACUGUUGUCACUCGGGCCGUAUGGCCCGCGACCCAUCCGAUGAUGAAUCAAUGCCUCGCAACCUACCCAAGCAUGCCGUGCGCAUUGGCGCUGCCACCAGCACGGAGAUAGCGUGGGAGCAUAGUAGGAGCGGUCAGUGGGCUGGGAUACUAACGCAGACACUAGCAAAAGUAUUGCAGGAGACGUGGAUAAAUGGUGGUGACAACAACUCCGUUUCGUGGCGGACGAUACUGCUCGUGUGCAGGAAAUGGUCCACAUCAACUUACCCCUACAGAAUCCAAAUGCAGAGGGCCCAGAUACACGCCUACUCUUCUCACUCGAGAAAGCGGUGA